Messenger RNA from Anolis carolinensis (green anole), 2422 nucleotides. RefSeq names its product alpha-1-antitrypsin. The coding region runs from base 219 to 1475 and encodes 418 amino acids. Lineage: Eukaryota; Metazoa; Chordata; Lepidosauria; Squamata; Anolidae. Gene Ontology annotation, biological process: negative regulation of endopeptidase activity. Gene Ontology annotation, molecular function: serine-type endopeptidase inhibitor activity. The record is from RefSeq and is a predicted model, not a curated record. The transcript is spliced from 5 exons.
UUGUUAAAGGAUGCUGCACUUUCAGAGUAUUUGUUAAUUGAAGUAUACCAAUUUCUUUCGCAAUAUGAUUUAUAGACACUUCUGUUUAUUUAAUGGUUAAUGGAGAACAUGCUUCUAUCAGCAAUCCCGCACCAUAUAAAAGAAAAUCCAGUGUCAGGAUAUUUUACUGCUUCUACAGGGAAACAUCUCUGAUUUAAUAUUGUUUCUACGAGAACACAAUGUCUAAUUUCUACCUGGCUUGGCUUCUUGCUGUGCUCUGGACUUUUGUUCAAUCUCAUCACUUCUCUAACCAUACUGAGGGUCACAAUCAACCAUCUCCUGCUGUAGUGCAUCAUAAUUUGUCCUAUCAGAGAAUAGCUCCAGGCAAUGUUGAUUUUACCUUCAAAUUCUACCAUCAAGUUUCUUUAGGAGCAACUAGGAACAAUAUAUUGUUUUCACCUCUGUGCAUUUCUACUGCCCUUUCCAUGCUUAUGCUGGGAGCAAAGCAUCACACCCUGAGUCAACUUUUAUCAGGACUUAGCUUUAACCAGACAGAAGUAAGUGAGCAAGAAAUCCAUGAAGGUUUCAACAACCUCCUGGACCUUUUAAAUGACCCUUCGAAUGAAAUUGAACUGAACAUUGGAAAUGCCCUUUUCAUAGAUGAGGAGAUGAAACCCCUAAAGAAGUUCCUGCAUGAUGCUAAACAUUUCUAUAAAUCUGACAUUUCUCACACUGACUUCAAAAAUUCUAAACAAGCUGAGGAGCAGAUUAACCGCUACAUAGAGAAGAAAACCAAUGGACAAUUUGUUGAUGUUAUCAGGGAUUUGGAAACAGAUGUUUUGAUGGUCCUUGUAAAUUAUAUGUUCAUGAAAGCCUAUUGGAAAAAUCCUUUCAGUUUUAAGAAUACUAGAGAAGAUUACUUCUUUGUGGAUGAACAAACAACAGUGAAAGUGCCUAUGAUGUUCAGAAAUGCCUUGUAUAAGACCUAUAAAGACACAGAUCUGUCCUGUCAACUGGUGGAGAUCCCAUACAAGGGAACGACUUCAGCACUCUUCAUCCUACCUGAACCAGGAAAAAUGAAGCAGGUGGAAGAUGCUCUGGAGCAAGGCAUUUUAUCAAAAUGGUUGCAUUCAUUUGAAGAGCAGAGAAUAAAUCUUCAUCUUCCAAGGUUUACCAUACAUACCAAAUAUGUUCUCAGGGGAUUGUUGAGAAGAAUGGGUAUUACUGAGAUAUUUACAGAUGAAGCAGAUCUAUCUGGAAUUACUGGAAAGCCUGAACUGAAGGUUUCCAAGGCAAUUCACCAAGUUUAUCUACGUGUCCAUGAGAAUGGCACUGAAGCUGCUUCUACUGUUGUCACUGAAAUUGUGCCCAAUGCUCGCCCUCAUAUAAUAAAAUUUAAUAGGCCUUUCAUAGUGAUUGUCUUUGAAUCUUUGAGCAGGUCCAUCUUACUGAUGGGAAAAAUUACAAAUCCUAAAGAGACUGAAUCACAUUACUAGUGAUUUAAUUGUAAUAUUUAAUGAUGACUGAAAUAAAUAAAAAAUAAAAAUCAUGGCUGUCAUUUACUGUACAUGAACUGUCACUAUCAUGCAUUCCUAAUUAAGUAAACAUGAUAACAUAGAAGUCCUGACAAUGAUGUGAGGAGGAGGGACCAUAUGAUUCCUCACUGGUGGGGAGCAGUAGAUGUCGACUGCACUAGGUGGCACCAUCACGGGAGAUGAUACCAAAAUGAUUCCCCUGCUCUUCUCUAAUUCAAACAAUAAGGUUCCUGAAUUCACUCUAUAUGAGUAAAUGAACAUGGUGCUACCCAAAUACAUCAACCACAUGUGAAAAGAUGGCUUAAUGUCCUUUCCUUUGUACUAAUGAAAUAACUGAAGUCUCUGGAAUUUAAGAGUUAUAUCUUCUGUAAUAAUUCUCAUCAAAUAAUGACAAAACUUUUAUUUGGUUUCAAAAGGCAGAAGAUUUGACAACAAUGUGAUUGAAAGUCAUUGAGGCAUGGUUGCUUUUUAAAAUGAAUAUUGAAGAUAUUCCAGAAUUAAUGGAAAAAUUCAAAUUUUAAAAUUAUAAUAAUAAUCAAAACCCAAUUAUAGAUUUUGAUAUGAUGUAUAGGUUUUUUAAAAAGAUAUUCCAAAAUAGAAUACUUACAUUCAAUGUACCUUUAUCCCAAUUUUUGUAACAGUUUGUAUUGCAUUAUGUGAUGGCCUUGAGUAUUCUGGUUCCAUCUGUAAAGGGAUAACCAACCAACCUAUGUAGAAUCCUGAUUAGCAUGUCAAAACAGAAUGAAGAUAAGAGUCUUAAAAGGUGUCUCAAUAAAAAAUAGUCAGGUCUGGUAAGAUCUUUCACAAUUCUCAAUUUUUGCAAAAAAAAAAAAAAAAAACAUUGUGCAGAAAAAAACCAAACUGUGCAAAAUACAGUUGUGCAAAGCAACUUUUUUGUUGAGAUACAU